Messenger RNA from Paraglomus occultum, 675 nucleotides. NCBI's taxonomy places the organism in Eukaryota, Fungi, Glomeromycota, Glomeromycetes, Paraglomerales, Paraglomeraceae. The record is from the annotation of a GenBank genome assembly.
ACUUGGACGGGAACGGACGAGAAAUUGCCAGAACUUUUAUUGCAAAGCAAGUCUAUAGGGGCGACUCAGUAUCGCGUUCAUGGACUUGUCACCCGAAUGCCUUGGUGCUUUGAAAUAUCCUGCUUUUGGGAGAGCGUGAAGAAACCUUCUCUCGUAAAAUAUUUAGAGUUUCGAUUACACGAAGGUGAUAUCAAUAAUUUAGAAACAGAACACCAUAGUUACAUAAUGGAACUAAAUACUAUCGCAAAACACUGUGCUGAAUCACCCGAAAUCGUGCAGAAAAUAGAUAAAAGCUCUGAAGAAGUAAAUCUUUUCUGGAAUUUACACCAAAAUAUUCACACUGAGAUCAAGUUAUACGAGAAAAAGGCACAUCUACAUCGAAGCAAACUAAACGAUCUGAAAGAUCAAAUCAGUAUCAAACAGACGCAACAUAUAUUGGAUGCAACAAAAGAAACACUGUCCCAAAAUCUCACAUUACAAAGAACAAUCAUUAAACAACACUUGUUGGGUAAGACGGAUGUAUCACCUAUUGAGAAUUCGGAACCUGUAACUGGACAAAAACGAUCUUACGAGGAAGAAUUACCUUCAACACCACCAAAUAAGAGUGAUGUACAAAACGUUGAGGACGAAGGUCUAGUCGUGAAAAGCACAGCGGAUGGGAAGGGAUCUAGGUGA